AGAGUAGAUUAUAAUACUAGCGUUGUCUGGAAAAGUGAUUUAAACUGCCUGUUCGUUAAACCGGACUUGAGUUUCGGGGAGAGUGACGCGUGUAGGGGAAGCAGGUGGCCCAGCACUCGGCCACGCCCAGGUAAUGCUGCCUUCCGGGCUUUGUGCCUUCGCGCACGCGUCGAGGCGCCAACUCGGCCACUAGGAGGCGCUCGGCCACUCGCAAGGUGUGGCCGCGGGGAUGGUGCGCCUAAAUAUGACGUCACUUUGCGCGGCGCGCAAAUCCUGUUGCCGGGCAGCAAUGGCAGCUCCUCUGGAGUCCUCGGUGGAGGACCCAUUGCGGAACUUUGUGCGAGUUUUGGAGAAGAGAGAUGGCACGGUGUUACGACUGCAGCAGUAUGGCACUGGCGGCGUGGGUUGCGUAGUUUGGGAUGCUGCCAUUGUCCUUUCUAAAUAUCUGGAAACGCCAGGGUUUUCCGGUGAUGGGGCCCAUGUGCUGAGCCAGCGGUCGGUGCUGGAGCUGGGCUCCGGCACCGGGGCUGUGGGACUAAUGGCUGCUACCCUCGGGGCAGAUGUUGUAGUCACCGAUCUUGAUGAAUUGCAAGACUUGCUGAAGAUGAAUAUUAAUAUGAACAAGCAUCUUGUCACUGGUUCUGUUCAAGCCAAGGUACUGAAAUGGGGGGAAGAAAUAGAAGACUUUCCUUCUCCGCCAGACUACAUACUGAUGGCCGACUGCAUAUACUACGAAGAGUCUUUGGAGCCGUUGUUGAAAACCCUAAGAGAUCUCUGUGGAUCUGAGACUUGUAUUAUAUGUUGUUAUGAACAACGUACAAUGGGAAAAAAUCCAGAAAUCGAGAAAAAAUAUUUUGAGCUCCUUCAACUAGACUUUGACUUUGAAAAAAUUCCUUUGGAAAAACAUGAUGAAGAAUAUCGAAGCGAAGAUAUUCAUAUUUUAUACAUCAGAAAGAAAAAAACGAAAUUUCCAUCGUGAAAUCUUUAGUCAUCUUACCCAAGCCUCUAACAACUUGGGUAAACUAAAGAUGUGAAUGGAGCACGUGAAUAUAUCAUGGGAAGAUUGUGUUCAAAGAUUUUUUCAGCAUGUCCUUACAGAUCUGAUACAUAGAUGACAACCAUUAUGGGCUGCCUGCAAUACGAGAAAUGACUGCCUGCCUGCCUGCCAGUGGGCCUGAAAUCCACCUUAGUUUACUUUUAGCUCAACAUCUCAUUCUGCUUUAACAAAAUGUUGUAUUUGUCACUCUUCAAAUAAAAAUAGGUAUUGAGGUUAGCCUAAAGUCUGCCAAAAAUAAUUCAAACCAGUAAACUUUAGUUUGUUCAAGAAAGGUAAAUUUAAAAGGUUUUCAUUUUAACAUAAUUAUGCAGUGGUUUUUAUCAUGUAACUUCAUUGGUUUUAAGAUAGCUUUAAUACUUACUGUUCUUUUAUGUUUAAAAAAAAAUGAAAAUGUUUUGUUACAUUGGCCAAAGAUUUAUUCUUUUCCUCCACCAUACAUCUCUAUGUGAGUUAGAUAGUAAAUUAUACUGUAGUGAGUUGGUAAGAAUGCAAAUUAAGAAAUCAGGAGAUUGGGAGUGGGGGAAAGCUAUGUUGACAAAAAUUUUCAUUGGAUAAUGAAGUGAGACUUAUAAGCCCAUUUUCAGGCUCGUGCACUUAUGUGGCUGAUGCACUUUUCCUUGUUUCUAUCUUCUAGGAAAAUGUGGCUGACAUCACUGGUGUUAACUUGUUUACAUGAAACAAAGGUUUUUAAAUAACUAUAAAUGUUCUUCCAUAUGCAUUUAGCAAAUGAUUUUAAUUCUGUGUAGUCUCUGUUUUAUGUUAUCAUGAUAAUCAUCUGCCCACAGACUGACCUGUCAAGAGCUUAAGUCUCACCAGUUCCAAAGAGUAAUGGUAACUGAUAGAAUUCCGGUACUUAUAAGCAUUGGUGCUAGGUGGCACAUUUUAUGUGUUAAAAUAAACAUUGUUUUUGAGA
This is a messenger RNA of Hipposideros armiger (great roundleaf bat), 1970 nucleotides long. It is a transcript of the gene VCPKMT, whose product is annotated as valosin containing protein lysine methyltransferase. The record is from RefSeq and is a predicted model, not a curated record. Gene Ontology annotation, biological process: peptidyl-lysine trimethylation. NCBI's taxonomy places the organism in Eukaryota, Metazoa, Chordata, Mammalia, Chiroptera, Hipposideridae. The transcript is spliced from 6 exons. The coding region runs from base 230 to 979 and encodes 249 amino acids. Gene Ontology annotation, cellular component: protein-containing complex; cytosol.